AUGACCGACAGGCACUGCAGUAUGGAGCACAGUGUCAAGAAGGUGAGCGACUCCUACGACGACAUCAAGCAGCGCCUAGCCUUGCUAGAGGGCAAGUUCGCUACUGCAACCUUCUCCACUUCAAGCACCCGAACCACGGAAAGCGGGGGACAAGACAACGGCUCCCGACCAGCAAUUGUGGUCGGUGGUUGGGUUGCGGAUCAAAGUGCCAGUGAAACUUACUCUACGACUGGUAAAAGAGCACGUUGCAAGUCUCGAGUUGGACCUGGACCUUCAGGACGCUUUUGUGCCUGGCCUCUGACGUGGUUUUGCUAUCGUCCGGUUUGCAACCGUCCCGGGGAACCUGACUCCGACUUCAGACGUCGCAUUCGUGAUGCCCUACGCCGUAUUCGUGGAGCAGAAGUGAUCACCGGUGAACGACCUCAAGGGGGACAUCGAUACUUCUGGGCCGCGAUGAGCGAAAGCCCUGAACGUAGAAAGAGGGCGCAGUUCGCAGGAAAGGUGAAACGGCUGGUGCUCGAAAUGGAUGGAGAUCGCCAACGACUGGACGUCGAGUUCAGCACAGGCAACAUCUGGUACGGCCAGGUUCGAGUCGCUUCCGCAGUCAGCACUGCCCCCUCAGGGGCGACUUCCGCUGCCACUGGUUGGAUCCACUUGGGGAAUUUGGCCAGACAGAUGGGUGACGAGGUUCUGUUUCACCCCAGCCCCCUUUCGGCUGGGGAACUGCAUGUGAUCACCUGGAAUGUGCGGGGUGAUAGUACUGCUGGUAAACACGCCUCCGAGAAGGGGGACAUCCAAAUCUUCGUGGGCAAGCGAGACUCGGAAUGGCGGGGGGACGACAAGAACAAUAUCUUCGCCAUGUCGGGGCACAUGCCACACCAUGCCACACUCCAGCAAGCCGAGGAGAUUACAACAGAAUGGCAACAACAGCUGCAUGAGAGCGAAAAAGCAGUCCUGGGAUGGGAUGCCAACGAGACUUUCCACCCUGGCCUCCAGCCCCAAAGCCAUCGUUCAGAAUCCGGCCGUGGGGAACAGCUGCUAGUAUGGUUGGUGACAGCAAACUUGCAGCUCCCACCGCAGAAGCUGACCGAAUAUACCUUCUUCCCGUAUGACACCGAAAUGCGAAGCCGACGUCUCGACUAUGUCUGCCUCAAGCAUACAGUCGCAACCCACGGAACGGUGCUGCACCUUCGCGACCUAGCUCGAAGCGACCAUGAACCUGUGCAUGUCACCGCCGAAAUACGGUCCGGAACAAAGGAGAAACAGCCCAGACAGCCCAAACCUUGGGGGACCCGCCAGCUCCGCCACUACAAGGAGAUUGACAACAUCAUUGCGAACUACUCGGAACGCUCUGCCGACCCCUUGCUGGACUUCGCUGAGAUGGCCGUCGCAAUCACCAAGCCGGGCAAACCGAGCGAGGCAUACCGUGAAAGUAAAGGGAUCCGCCAAUGCCGCCGGGAGAUCCUAACCAUGCCACCAGAAAAUCCGCGCAAACAGGCGUGGAAGCAACUCCAACAAUUCCGCCGCGGGGAACAAAGCUUGGCUGAAAGAAAAGCUGCACCUUGCCGCAAGGGCUACUGGAAGUCCAAAAAGGCGGUGGGCAACGACGGCUACAACAACUCCUGGGAACUUGGGCUGCGUUCGCAAGAACACUUGCGCGAAGACCUGCAAAAGUACUUCAACAAGAUCUUCUGCAAACGAGAUGUACGAGAGGUUCGCCUACAAAUAGUGGAAGUUCUAGAACGAAUAUCACGACUGUGCAAGAAAGCCAGCUGGCACCCUUUCACAGAAGAGGAGCUGACCACCGUCAGAAAACGUUGGAAGAACGUUUGGCGAAACCAACUCCUCUACAUCCUGAACGACUUCUUCUAUGUGGGGAACCUACCAAACUCGGUAGAACGUGGCAUCACCGUCCUGCUUGCGAAAAAGCCAUCCCCCAGCGACUGGGGGGACACAAGGCCGAUAACCUUGAGCUCCGUGAUCCUCAAGACCUUCUCGCAGCUCAUUAUCCAAGGGUCGCCGAAUCAUGUGCAGCUCCCAUCAAGACUUCAGUGGGGCCGACGACACAGACAAGGCGUGGAGCUCAUCCUGCUUCUCCGAAAGGUUUGCCGUACUGCUCCCCGUACCGCCCACGACUGGGGCAUCCCGAUGUUCCUGGCCAAACUGGAUACAGGCAAGGCUUUUGAUUCGGUCUACCAAGAGGCCAUUGCUGAAGAAAUCGCCCGCGACGUGGGGGAAGCCGGGGGACAGCCAUGGGAAGCCCGAGCCUGGGUCACUCUGUUGCAUGCCCAGCACAUCUGCAUCACGUUUCGUGGAAAGACCUUCGAGCUCGACCAGUCCAAUGGAGUCCGACAAGGCUCUCCCGAUAGCCCGAUUGCCUUCGGAAGAACCGCGGCACGAACACUGGACGACGCCCUGACCGAAGCCAGUUCUCGGAAACCACAGUCCGGGGAACAGCCACCCGAAAACGGCGGCAGCUACAUGGACGACACCUACAUCUGGACAACCUGUGCCCGACACAUGCAGAAGAUGCUCAACUGCCUCAACAACAACUGCCACCAAAUGGACUGGACAUCCACCCGGAGAAGACGGAAAUCGUCGACAAUGAUGGCGGCGGACACGUCUUCGAGAUUGGGGAACAACGGGUGA
Symbiodinium sp. CCMP2592 is the source of this 2649-nucleotide messenger RNA. The record is from the annotation of a GenBank genome assembly. Lineage: Eukaryota; Dinophyceae; Suessiales; Symbiodiniaceae.